Messenger RNA from Oncorhynchus mykiss (rainbow trout), 3090 nucleotides. NCBI's taxonomy places the organism in Eukaryota, Metazoa, Chordata, Actinopteri, Salmoniformes, Salmonidae. The record is from RefSeq and is a predicted model, not a curated record.
GGAGCGCGACGAAGCGAUGACAAUCGAACGGUAUCAAAGUGGGAACCCGGGCUCUGGUGCUGAGGAGAACGGAGCAUCAUCACCGACCAAAACACCGCAGCCGAACCCGCCCCCAAACAAAGGAAAGAUGGCCAUUUCAAGAAGAAAACCGACUGACAGAAAAGGGGACCUGUGAGACAUCGGGUGGAAACGGUGAAGGCUGUGAGAGCUACAGUCACGCAUGUUGUCUCCCCCACCCUGCCAACUUCAGCAUGUCCACCUCUGAGGCGCCUGGUGUGAGCAGUAACUCCAGCACCGUGCCCUGGGACCCUGGUUCCUCUGGUCCUCCUGGCCCCACAGACUGGCCGUCGGUGGCCAACAGCGUGGUGAAGAUGGUGCUGAUCUCAGCCAUCGUGUGUGUGUCUCUGUUUGGUAACGUGGUGGUGUUGUUAGUGUUCCAGAGGAAGCCUCAGCUCCUCCACGUGGCCAACCGCUUUGUGCUCAACCUCCUCCUGGCAGACCUGCUCCAGACUGUGCUGGUCAUGCCCUUCGCCAUCGCUGCCACCGUGCCUGGUGUGUGGCCCCUGGAUGCCCGCUUCUGCCAGGCCCUGAUAGUGCUCAUGCACCUGUUUGCCUUCGCCGGGGUGAACACCAUCAUCGUGGUGUCAGUGGACCGUUAUCUGGCCAUCAUCCACCCGCUGUCCUACCCCACCCGCAUGACCCCUCAUCUGGGCACCAACCUCAUUGCCUGCACCUGGGUGUUGAGUCUGCUCCAGAGCACGCCGCCCCUCUACGGCUGGGGGGCCAUAGACUUUGACCGCAGGCAUAACAUGUGUUCUGUGGUGUGGUCCUCCAGCCUGUCCUACUCAGUACUGGUUGCCACCUGCUCCUUCUGGCUGCCGGUGCUCAUCAUGCUGGGCUGUUACUGGAUGGUGUUCAGGGCAGCUAGGAGGCAGAACGCCCUUGUGCACCCCAUCCAGACCCAGUCUAAGUCCCAGCCCAACCUGCCUCCGAAUCCCCAGGCCCCCUGCCCCGGCAGCCCCCAGCGCCCACCCCAACAGGCACCCCCACCCCUGGACUCCUUCUCAGCUGGGGGGUACCCCAUCCGGGGCAGGCACAGACGUUUCCACUACCACUGCAAGGCAGCCCUGGUGGUGUUCGUCAUCAUGGCCUCGUACAUCCUGAGCAUGGGACCUUACAGUGUUCUCAACACGGUCUCCAUUCGCUCCAGUGCUGCUGUGCCUCCAUGGCUGGCCUCCUUAGCCCUGGUGCUCUUCUUCUUGCAGUGCUGCCUCCACCCCUACAUCUACGGCUACAUGCACCGCAGCGUGAGGAAGGAGUUCCUGGCCCUGCUGUGUGGUCCGCUCUGCAGGCAGGGCCGUCCUUGCCACAACUCCGCCCAGGACAGCUGCUUCACCGUGACCGACGGACGCUCCACGCACCCCAAACUGCCCAAUCUGGCCACACGUGUCUGCCCCCUCCGCACCUGGGAGGAGGGCACCACCACAGAGGCUACCUCCUCCUCCCCCACCAUGGAUAGGAGGUCCAGGGAUACCCGCAAAGAGACCACCAGCCUGAGCUCUGAGAGAGAGCUGACUGUCCACACCACUACCAAGUAGAACAGUCUACAGAGAAACAGCCUGGGAGAUGGGGUUGACUUGUCUUUCAUGUGGCUGUUUUCACCUCCAAUGAAGACAUCAUGGUUAUUCAGCAUGGUUCAACUUGAGCAGAUCUGCCUUCUAGUCUACAGGGUUAUCCAUUCUGACAUUGUCUGUUUGUUGUGAUUCGGGAUUGUUGUAUUUUUGAUGGCUAGAUUGACCUAGUAAUGCUUAUUUGCCAUAGACAUGGUUCCAGGAAAAUAAUUGCAACCUGAGUUGCAGUAUUUUCCUUGAAAAGCCAUUGUUGGUUCUCCUAUUGUUAGGUCCUCCUAUUGUUAGGUCCUGGUUGACGCGGAAUUGAAAAAUGCACAUCUACUGUUAUGUCUACGAGAGCACUAGACAAGGUCACCAAAGUGUAUUUAUUGAUCAUUUUGUGCAUUCAAAAGUAUGUUUUUAUAUAACAUUAGCCAUUGAAAAUAUAAAGGGAAGGGGGAGUGUUUCUAGAGGGAAUCUCUGUCAAAGUGCCACGAAAUAGAUCACCUAUCAUAUCAACUUGAAAUAACAUGCCACAAAUGUAUUUGAUUUGAGUGUUGCAAAUGCUGCUACAGAACACAAUUUCCCCUUGGUGACAGCUUCUGCUUAUCUUAUGUGGAGAGCAUGAUUAGAGUGUAUUAACCAUUACCACUCACCCUGCCCAUGGUGUGUAACACCUGAUGUCAAGGAAGAGAUGGUGGACUCAACAUGACCACUGAUUCAUUAGUCUAGAUCACUACUUCAGCACCAGAAUCAUGCUGCGUUUCCCAAUCAGCAUCUCAUCUAGCCAAUAUCCCCCAUGUAUCUGUGCCCCGUGAUUCAGCCAGUCUAUGCAGCCUGCCAGUGCAGCCAAUUAAUUCAGGGUGUUAUGGGGACGGUGGAGUGUCCAUGCCUGUCCGUAAAGCCUAUUGAGCAGGCUGAACCGUCUGGCUCCCUCUCAAAGCACCUCGUCAGAGAGCUGUGCAGUGUCUCAUUGACUGUUCCCACUACCAAGUGGAUGUGGCUCUACCAAGCCUUCUGAAAGCUACACUGUUCAUGUUUGCCUUAGCCAGUUUGGCCCUCUCAUAUCGGAGUUUCAAAAGGAGGCUGAGAGCUCUCACAAACUUCCGUUACCUGAACGUGGAAAUGCUUCUUGGUAGGGCUCCACUGACCACAUCCGCUCAAUUAGCUUCUUCUGUAAAGCGUAGAUACCAUAUAAGUAUUGGUGUUACUUUAUCUUUGCACUUUAUCAGAGCAUAGGGCAUGGAGGUCAGACUAUUAGUCGAUUUGAAACAGGUUACAGAGUACUGUAAACCCAGUACUAUAGCUAGAUGCAUGUUGAGAAAAUACUGAUGGUCUCAAACUUUCAAUAUAGUAAAUGUACAUAAAGUGCAUUGGGAAAGUAUUCAGACCCCUUGACUUUCCACAUUUUGUUUCCUUACAGCCUUAUUCUGAAAUGGAUUAAAUAUUUUUUCCCUCAAUCUACACACAAUACCCCAAA